Molecule: messenger RNA, 3038 nt
Organism: Odontomachus brunneus
Lineage: Eukaryota; Metazoa; Arthropoda; Insecta; Hymenoptera; Formicidae
Product: zinc finger protein 341-like
Exons: 10
Coding region: 217-2439 (740 amino acids)
Source: RefSeq, a predicted model, not a curated record
UCUCUCUGCAUGACUUGUCGCGCUUUGAGGUUAGGAAUCGACAUAUCGAUCAGAGCACUGGCGCCGUUUCGGUAGCAACAAAGAUGUAAGAAUACUCUUGUUAUGUUGACACCUCGGUGGAUUACUUUAUUCUUCGUGUUUGUCAAGUCGUGAGGCAAUUUGGCCUUGUACAUUGCUAUCCCGCUACAAUGAAACAUUAAUCACGUUCCCGAAGACAUGGCGCAGUCUAUUCUCGAUGCAUUGACAGGUGUCUCAUUAGAUGGUUCUUCUGUACAAUCCCUGUUAGAAUCUCAGACUUUAAUAGCUGAAGUUGAACAGUCAGCAAUUGAUCAAGAUGAGGAGGACAUAUUCCAGUGUGGCAAGUGCAAGAGCCAGUUUACAUCAUUGCAGAUGUUUAUACUCCAUAAGAGAACACAUCAGAAAACACAGCAGCAGACUGUGGAUCUGUCUCAGUUUCUGACAAACGACGAAAGUCAAGUGAUGCAUACAGAAGAUGAUGUUCAAGAUGAGUCUCAAUACAAUUCACAAGAGACUUUUCAACUUGGUGAACCAAUUAUCCUCGAAGAAACAGAUAUGUUAUUUAGUGUGGAUCAGGAUUCCACUAAUUAUUUCACAGCAGAUUCCACAUUCAGUGUGCCCAUCAUUUUAAGUACUGAGAACCUAGAUUCUUUUGAUGGAGCCUCCAUCGAAGGGACGAAAGAAGAUUCGAACGAAGUGCCAUCAUUACCACUGCAAAACGAUAUCUCUCAAGAGGACGCUUCGAGUCAGCCCGAGCAUCCGAGUGCCUCAUUGACGGAUAAUGAACCAUCCUUGACGGACAAUGAACCACCAACCUUGGAGGACGACAAGCCGUCGCCCUUGGAGGACCAUGAGGCCACCUUCGAGGAUAACGACACAUCCUUCCAGGAUUAUUCAUCCAAUGAAUUGGAAAAUGACCAAUUUGGCCAAACACAGAACUUAAAGUACAAGUGCGGCUAUUGCAACAAGCAGUUUGCAAAGAAGUUCUAUUGGCAGCAACAUGAACGCUCUCACACUGGUGAAAAGCCCUAUCAAUGUGUAGUGUGCGGUCGUGCGUUCGCACAAAAGUCCAAUGUAAAGAAACAUAUGUCCUCGCACAAAGUAUGGCCUGGCACCGCGAUACACUCGUUACCACCUGAGGCGCCUCCGGAUGGAAGCAUCGACCGCACAUAUCACUGUCAGUUCUGCAGAGAGACGUUCGACUCGUACAAAGCUCUGAAAGGCCACCUGAUCGUCUCGCACCUGGCGCUAAAAGUGUAUAAGUGUGUACAAAGUAGUUGCAGUAUGAUGUUCUCGGAGCUGGAGGAUUUCUUGGAGCACACGCGUAGUCACAAGUGCUCUGAGUAUCGGUGUCACGUGUGCGGCGAGGUAUUUAACACUCUUUCGGACCUUGGCCGCCACCAGUACGUCCACUCCGUCCAGAAGCAGAAGACCACCGAGAAGUACUACUGCUGUACAGUCUGCAAGUCGUCGUUUUCAAACUUGGAAGCACUGCAGCAUCAUCAGGAGACCACCACACACGAUUAUGUGUGUUUACAUUGCGGCAAGAGUUUUCUUGUUGAAAGAUUCCUACGCCGUCAUCUUAAAACCCAUUCAACGUCGGCAAGAUUCGCCUGCGAGGACUGCGGCAAGGCCUUCAAGACGGAGCAGUACUUGGCCAAUCAUAAGUUAAUACAUAGCGAGGAGACACCUUUCGCCUGUCCGCAUUGCUCAGCCCGAUUCAAGCGAAAAGAUCGGCUGGGUCGUCACAUGCUGAUCCACGACCUAACUAAAAGACUCAAGUGCCCGUUUCGCGGCUUUCUAGGCUGCAUGAGCGAAUUCUCGCGACCGGACAAACUUAAACGGCACUUGUUGACGCACAACAAUGUCAAACGGUUUAGUUGCAGCCAUUGCAACCGCAAUUUUCAUCGGGCGCAAGCGCUUAAACAUCACGAAAUGAACAAACACAGUCUUAAGUGUGACAUUUGCUCUCACGCAUUUAAAACUAAAGAGCAGUUGGUCACUCACAAUUGCGAGCAAUCGGGGGAGACUAAGAAACACACGAGCUCUCAGCUGCCGAAGAAAGCGUCUGGAUCGUUCAAGCCGAGGAAGCCCACCCCAAAAAGACAAACCCAAAGUUGGAUAUUACCCAACUCUGGACAAGCCCUAUCAAAGACUGCAGUCGCGCUUGUCGACAAAGAGAAGGUGGAGAAACUUAAGGCUGACGAAAUACAAAGAAAAACUAUCUCUGAAACAUUCAGGUCCGACGACUUCAACGAAGAGCUCUGUGCGAAAAAGCCUGGAAAUACGGUUUUGGCGUCGAAGCAAACUGAAUCGACGACCGGUGAUUCCAGAGUUGAGGAAUCCGACUCGCCAGUGGUCGACUUCGAGGAUGAUUUCAAGUGUGAAAUGGAGAUGUACUCGUCACACCCGAGCGAGUAAAGUUUUGCAAUACAUAUACAUACAUGCGUAUAUAUAUAUUUUUUUUAUUCAUAUUUAAAUUAUAUAUCAACUAUAAGACGUAAACACCAGUCGUCUCGUAGCACGUGCAAUGAGAUCAUGAGCGAAGCAAUUCGCAAGUUGCAUUUUAUAUUCGUGUACGAUAUUUUGUAGUUUACAUAUCUGUGAUAAUUGUAUUAUAAACGAUUUAUCGAUAUAAGUAACUUAUAUACAACACGUACACAAACAUACACACACGCACACAUCGAAGAUGUGCGAUCUCGUCGACGUGUGAUUUCGUCUACCACGGUAAACGGCACGAUGAUGCAACUACAACUCUCUAUGUCGGUUACAAUCAAUACACCGAAAAUAUCCUUCGAGACGUUACCGUUCGUCGAAUUUUUCUAACAAUAGACUGUAAUGCAUCACACGCGACAUACCGAAUUGUAACGAAACGUUUGAUAUAGCGCGAUAUCUCUUUAAUUUAUUUGUUGUUAGAUAAUAAAUCUAUCAGAAAUCGCAAAUUCGAAACGUGUAAAUAAGUCUUAAGAAAGAAUAUCAUUUUUAUAUAAAAUAACCGAAAGCUUAUUGCAACCGUCUUC